AAUCAAGCAUUUGCAUUCUUAGACCACACUUACACCGUCGCAACGGUCUGGUAUGGCAUCAACAACUACCUAGCGACACAGUCCCGGUCUCUGACUCUGUCAUUCUUUCCCUCGUCUCAGCAUCAGUGGCGUUAGCAUGUUCGCCCGACCAUAUGUCGGAUCCAUGACUUUUUGGCCCUCGGUGGCUAGGUUCCCGAAACAGCCCCGAAGCCAAUUUUUGCAAGCUUCACCUCUCGCAGGCGCGCUUCGACGCAAAGACUUUCUCUCCUCCCAUGCUUUUCUAGCGCAGAAGCAAGCCAGGAACGGCGAAAAUGCAGAAGAGCAGUUUCAUCUCGAGGGUCAGAAGCAGCGAAAGAGGAGCAGCCGGACGCCUGCGGCACAGACAUCGCUGCGGCGAGUUGCGGUUGAGGCGCAAAGGUCAAAGGACGGGAUUCUGUCGAAAGCUCAGCUCAAGGAGCAAGGCUUAUACAAGACUAAGACAAUAACCGCAUACGCCGUUGCCGAGCAGUUCGACAUUCACCAAGUCCGAGAGAUUCUACAAUUGAAAGGCUAUGAGCCGGACCCCUACGAGACCGGUCUCUACCCGCAGGUGGUGCAUGUCCAGGUCCCGCUGGACUCGAUCCGCCGCGUGAGCAACCCCAAUGCGUCCGACCUCCCACCGGACGAGGUCGGGGAUCUGUUCGUCUUUCCGUCCGGCACGGUGGUUGCCUGGUCGCUCCCGGAGGCGUUCACAUCCUUCCUGGCCACGCGGACGCUGCUCCCGGCUGCGCGGGGCGCCCACGUGGACGACCUGGAGACGGAGGACCUCGAAUACGUAGAGGAUCCGCAGCGGGAGAACAGCAGCAUCAAGGGCGACACCAUCGUGCUGGGGACGAAGCCGAGCUUCAGUUUCAGUGCACUGCCGGACGAAACCUUCCCGGCCUCCUCGCGGCAGUCGGUGGACACGGUGCUGACCAAAGUGGCCUUCUCGUCUGGGCUGGCGCGGAGCACGAAGCUGGCCGUGCUCGAGUCCCUGCUCUCCAACUACUUCGAGUCCACCCGCACCAUCCCCACGCUGCUCUCGCAGGGCUCGCGGCUGCCGUUCACCCGCGACUUCAUCCUCCGCAAGACGGGCCAGCUCCUCAGCGUGCGCGCGCAGCUGAACCUCUACUCCGAGCUGACCGAUUCCCUGCCCGAUAUCUUCUGGGACAGCCGACACGAACUGGGUCUGGAGGGGUACUAUGAGCAGGUCGGGCGAGCGCUCGACGUGGGGAUCCGCAUCAAGUUGCUGAACGAGAAGAUGGACUACGCGCAGGAGAUCGCCAGCGUGCUGCGCGAGCGGCUCAGUGAGACGCACGGCCUGCGGUUGGAAUGGAUCAUCAUCUUGCUCAUCGCCGUCGAAGUGGGGUUUGAGGUCCUCCGGCUGUGGAAGGAGCGCGUGCACGAGCAGGAGAAGGCGAAUUCAUCCAAUGAAGCCGUCUCGGACUAGUGAGCAAACAGAUCCCAACCCAUGUACUGUAUAUAUAUUUACCCGGCAACUCGACUACUUAUGAUACCCUCAAUGCGGAAUCCACUCUCGUUUUACAAUUUGGCAAACAUAGCUCAUGACACUUUCCACCGAAUUCGCGCAAACUACACAAGUAAAUUGGAGCACACAGCAAUUUUGUUAUUGCAAAGAAUCGUAG
This is a messenger RNA of Aspergillus uvarum CBS 121591, 1664 nucleotides long. Its product is annotated as RMD1 family protein. Gene Ontology annotation, biological process: positive regulation of mitochondrial translation. Lineage: Eukaryota; Fungi; Ascomycota; Eurotiomycetes; Eurotiales; Aspergillaceae. The record is from RefSeq and is a predicted model, not a curated record. The transcript has 2 exons. Bases 137 to 1468 code for a protein of 443 amino acids.